Messenger RNA from Bombyx mandarina (wild silkworm), 7697 nucleotides. RefSeq names its product voltage-dependent cation channel SC1 (gene SC1). Gene Ontology annotation, cellular component: voltage-gated sodium channel complex; plasma membrane. NCBI's taxonomy places the organism in Eukaryota, Metazoa, Arthropoda, Insecta, Lepidoptera, Bombycidae. Gene Ontology annotation, molecular function: voltage-gated sodium channel activity. The record is from RefSeq and is a predicted model, not a curated record. Gene Ontology annotation, biological process: sodium ion transmembrane transport; neuronal action potential; membrane depolarization during action potential.
GCCGCCCGUGUGCACGCGACCAUGCGCACGCCUCAACGCGAUCGCCGCCUCGCACCUCACCACUCAAACUUUACACUUUUUAUGUGAAAUCGAUUGAACUUUCGUUUCGUCCCGAGAUCGAUAUUUUGCCGGUGGCAGUAAUAUUAGAAAAUGGCGUCAUCGGUGCGCAAAUAGUGUGCGAGUGGUCGUGGGGCCGCGUGGCGAUGGGGCGGGCGCGCGCGUAGCCCCGCUGACCCUCUCGGUAUGGACGAGGACGAAAGGCGGCUCUCGUUUCCGCCGCCGGCGCCGCUCAACUCGCCCGGCGAAGAGAUCGAUGGCUCACGCCUGCUCGGCGAGAUCGUGCGGACCCUCGAGGCCACAAACCCCGAGGCCGCAGCACCGCUCGUUGCUUCACAGUCACGCGAUGCUCUCGAUUCAGAAUGUGAGAAACCCCGUCGCGAGGAACUGCGGAUCCCACUCGAAGGUGUUAAGUUCUCGAGCGAGACCAACGGUGGCGGCGGCGGCGGGGGCGGGGGGCGAGAAGAGCCCAGGGCUGCGGUCACGCCGUUCACGCGGGAGUCUGCGAGGCGCGCUGGGUCGCGGGGGGCACAGCUCGUGCGUGAAUUUGGCUUCAUGCCGCGGCGCCGACUUAGCGUUGAAGAUGGCGCGCGCCUUCCGCGGAAGUACGAGCCGUUUCCGCCUAAGCUGUAUGGACGGCCGCUCGAAGAAAUUGAUAAUUUCAUUUAUGAUGAGACAUUCUGCGUGGUGUCAAAAAGAUUCCGUAAGAACUACAUACAUCGGUUCACCGCUACAAGAUCUCUGUUCUGGUGGUCGCCCUGGUCUCCGGUUCGAAGAGCCUGCGUCUAUCUCUCCACUAAUCAGUACUUCGACUACUUCGUCAUGGCGACAAUCCUUCUCAACUGUGUCUUCCUCGCCAUGUCGGAGACUAUCGAAGAAGCUGAAUACAUAUUCCUGGCGAUCUACACGGCGGAGAUGAUAAUCAAAUGCAUAGCCAAGGGCUUUAUUCUGAACAAGUACACUUACCUUAGGAACCCGUGGAACUGGCUGGACUUCGUCGUGAUCACAUCAGGGUACGCCACAAUCGGUAUGGAAGUGGGAAAUUUGGCCGGCCUUAGGACCUUCAGAGUGUUGAGAGCACUAAAGACUGUCUCUAUUAUGCCAGGAUUGAAGACCAUCAUCAACGCGCUUCUGCAUUCGUUCAAGCAGCUAGCAGAGGUAAUGACCCUGACAAUAUUCUGCCUCAUGGUGUUCGCCUUGUUCGCGCUCCAGGUCUACAUGGGCGAGCUUAGGAACAAAUGCGUCAAGAACUUGGUUAUGCAGCCGGGAGAGAACUUUACUGAUGAAAUCUGGUCGGCGUGGAUCAAAGAACCUACAAACUGGAUGGUAGAUGAAGAACUAGUUCCAAUUAUUUGCGGGAACUUGACAGGGGCCAGGCAUUGUCCGUUACAUUACACCUGCCUUUGCGUGGGCCCGAAUCCCAACCAUGGGUACACCAAUUUCGACAAUUUCCUCUGGUCAAUGUUGACCACCUUCCAGUUGAUCACGCUUGACUACUGGGAGAAUGUUUAUAACAUGGUACUGUCUUCGUGUGGUCCAAUGUCCGUAUCAUUUUUCACGGUGGUGGUUUUUUUUGGCUCGUUUUACCUCAUCAACCUGAUGCUGGCCGUAGUCGCACUGAGCUAUGAAGAGGAAUCACAGAUCACACAAGAAGAGAGAAAGAAGGAUCUGAACGAGCACAGAGAUGAUUCUACAUUCAGCUUUGACCCCUCAUCGCUGGCUGUGAGGACCCUCGCUAAAGAUUCGAAGAAACGAAUCGACGCUAGGAAAGGACUAUUAUUGGCCUCUUACUCACGUAAAAGAACAAGAAGACGCAAAAGAGGCAGGAGUGCUAUACAUCAUGCUGCUGCGGUUGCCGCCGUGGCUGAACGGUCGAGAUCCAGGUCGGUGACCCCGAGCGCGUCACCGCCACCUUUGCCGCCGCCGCCGCCUCCGCCGCCGCCCCCUCACACCCUCCACCCCGACAAUGCAUUAGGUCGUGGCAUCCUGAGUGCAGCUGGUCGUCAACUAAGCGAUCAUAGUAACAACAGAGAAUCCUCGCUCGACGACUCCGGUGUGGUCGAUGACCACGACGAUGGAGAACACACGUCUGAUGACCAGGCCCCUCACCCUCACCCGAGGCGGGUACUGCUAAUGCCGCCACCAUUGCCUGCACUGCAGCAAUCAACACCAAUGCCACCUUUACAACAAACACAGGAGAGUCACACAGAAGAACCAAAACAGAAAGCCAAACUGAGAAUCCGAGAAGAGAAACCAAUAGAGAAAGUAAAGAAAGGCGAUAAGCAGAAAGAAACCGUGUACGAAAGAUAUCCAUUGAAUCCGGACUACCUCAAUCAGAUCGUCGUUUUAGAUGAGCUCGUGGAUAGAAACUGCGAGUGUUGCGUGUCUUGCUGCAUAGACUACGAAGGUUGGCUUCAGUUCCAAAACUGUCUUUACGGGAUCGUGAAGGAUCCUCUAUUCGAGUUGUUCAUUACGACUUGUAUCGUUUUAAACACAUUGUUUUUGGCUCUAGAGCAUCACGGCAUGAGCGAGAACGUUAGAAGGGUCUUAGAUAUAGGAAAUAAGGUUUUCACUUCUAUAUUUACUUUAGAGUGUAUAAUGAAAGUGAUGGCGAUGAGUAAAGACUUUUUUGCUUGCGGUUGGAAUAUAUUCGAUCUAAUCAUAGUUUCGGCUAGCUUACUCGAUCUCAUAUUUGAAUUAGUGGACGGCUUAUCCGUGCUACGUGGCCUGCGUUUGUUGAGAGUGUUAAAGUUAGCCCAGUCGUGGACUACGAUGAAAGUGUUGUUGAGUAUUAUAAUAUCGACUAUAGGUGCUCUUGGUAAUUUGACGUUCGUAUUAGUGAUAGUUAUAUACAUAUUUGCGGUAAUCGGUAUGCAGCUGUUUUCUAAAUCGUACACCCCUGAUAAGUUCGAUCCAGAUCCGGUACCCAGAUGGAACUUUAAUGAUUUCUUCCAUUCGUUCAUGAUGAUAUUUCGGAUACUGUGCGGUGAAUGGAUCGAGCCCCUGUGGGACUGUAUGAGAGCCGAGCAAGCCAGUGGCGCAGAGAGCUGUUUCUUCAUAUUCUUACCGGCUCUCGUAAUGGGAAAUUUCAUGGUGCUCAAUCUCUUCCUUGCCUUGCUGCUCAACAGCUUUAACAGUGAAGAACUUAAAAAUAAAAAAGAGGAAGUGGGCGAAGAUUCGAAAUUAGCUAAAAGCUUCGAUAGAAUACGUUCUAUAGUAAGGAAGAAAGGUUUUCUUAUAUCUAGAAGUAAAGAGACUGAAAAAAAAUCGAAAUUAGAGGAGCUAGUUAACGAAUUCAUGUCACAGCAACGAGCUAUUAAAGAGAAGAAAGCGUCAAUACCGAGCGAGCAGCGUUACUCCGCCUCGAUACAGGAGACCAUACUCUUUCCGCAUGACAAUAUCUAUAGCCAUAGCUACCAAGAGGCCGUAAACAGGCCAAUAUCUGUUGGUUCAGAAUUCGCAUACCCGCAACUGUAUCAGAGCUGCAGCAACAUUAACCACGGCAGUCAAGAGACGUUGAAAGACGUACGAGACUUGGCAACCGAACAUAAGAUAACAAGCAUUAGGGAAGAUUCCAAAGAAAAUCUAGAAGAUACGUCGCCGUUCGAACAAAAAUCAGCGCAAAAACUACUAAAUCAAAUAUCUUCUGGAUAUUACACCCAACCAUCGGAUUCGAGAGACGAAGAUAACGAACAUUAUGAAAUGGCACAGUUCUCUUGUAAAACAACACCGGAAAAAACUAAGAAGCAAGGUAGAGACCCGCCAAACACGUUAUCCAAAGAUCCGAAUAAAAAGCCUGACGAGGACGACAUGAAACAUCCGUGGCAAACAUUAGUUUCUUAUGUGGACGAAUUGACCGUAGGGGGGCGGAAGAACUCUAAAGGCCAGUACAUCGAUGCGAUGGGAAAUUUUCCGGGAUUCGGGAAACAGAAGGAACCAAAAGUGCCCCAGGAUUGCUUCCCGAGUCAAUGUUACGAUAUAAGCUCGUGUUGGGACACGUGUAUAGACACAAAAAUUGGCCAACGUUGGAUGUUGGUUCGAACAUUCGUUUUACGUUAUGUCGACACGCCCGCAUUCGAAUGGUUCGUUCUGGUCCUGAUAUUUGCUUCGAGCAUCACGCUGUGCUUCGAAGACAUUCACCUAGAAAAGAACAAACCAUUAAAGAAGAUAUUGUACUGGACCAAUUUGGGAUUCUGUAUGAUAUUCAUAAUAGAAAUGUUUCUCAAAUGGAUAGCUUUAGGAUUCUUCAGAUACUUCACUAGCUUUUGGACGUUGUUAGAUUUUACUAUAGUAUUCGUUUCUGUAUUUAGUUUGUUGAUAGAAGAGAAUGAAAAUUUGAAAGUUUUGAGAUCGUUACGGACUUUACGCGCUUUGAGGCCGCUUCGAGCGAUCUCGAGGUGGCAGGGUAUGCGUAUAGUCGUGAACGCCCUGAUGUACGCGAUACCCAGCAUUUUCAACGUUCUCCUAGUUUGUUUAGUGUUUUGGUUGAUAUUCUCUAUAAUGGGAGUACAGUUUUUCGGAGGAAAAUUCUUCAAGUGCGUUAAUGAAGAAGGAGAAUUAUUACCUUUAGACAUAGUAAACGAUAAAUGGGAAUGUUACUAUAAUAAUUUCUCUUGGGUGAAUUCCAAGAUAUCUUUUGACCAUGUCGGUAUAGCGUAUUUAGCGUUAUUUCAAGUAGCCACGUUUGAGGGGUGGAUGGAAGUAAUGGCCGACGCAGUUGACGCACGAGGAGUCGACUUGCAACCAGCGAGAGAGGCAAAUCUAUAUGCGUACAUAUAUUUUGUUAUAUUUAUCGUCUGCGGCUCAUUCUUCACCCUAAAUCUAUUUAUAGGAGUAAUAAUAGAUAAUUUUAAUAUGCUCAAGAAGAAGUAUGAAGGAGGAGUGUUAGAAAUGUUCCUUACAGAAAGCCAAAAACAUUAUUACACUGCUAUGAAGAAACUUGGCAGGAAAAAGCCCCAGAAAGUAAUAAAGAGGCCAAGAAAUCAAUUUCUAGCAAUGUUCUAUGAUUUAUCGAAUUCGCGUCGUUUCGAAAUAGCUAUAUUCGUUCUAAUUUUUUUAAACAUGCUCACCAUGGGUAUAGAGCAUUACGAUCAGCCUCAUUCCGUAUUCUUCAUUCUUGAAGUUAGUAAUGCGUUUUUUACUACAGUAUUCGGCUUAGAAGCAAUAGUUAAGAUCGUCGGUCUAAGGUAUCAUUACUUUACGGUGCCUUGGAACGUUUUUGAUUUCCUUUUAGUUUUAGCGUCAAUUUUAGGCAUAGUUAUGGAAGAUAUAAUGAUAGAUUUGCCCAUAUCGCCCACUCUACUGAGAGUGGUGAGAGUAUUUCGUAUAGGAAGAAUCUUAAGACUGAUUAAAGCUGCUAAGGGCAUAAGGAAACUUCUAUUCGCAUUAGUGGUAUCGUUACCGGCUCUGUUCAAUAUAGGAGCUCUGUUAGCGUUGAUUACAUUCAUAUACGCAAUAAUCGGUAUGUCGGUCUUCGGUCACGUCAAAGAACAAGGUGCCUUAGACGAUAUAGUCAACUUUCAAACGUUCGGACGGAGUAUGCAGUUACUUUUUCGUCUGAUGACGUCGGCGGGUUGGAACGAUGUAUUAGAGUCACUCAUGAUCCAACCGCCGGACUGUGAGCAAGGCGACCAUGGUCACUCGAACGGCAACUGUGGAAGUCCACUUCUAGCGAUCACCUACUUCACUUCCUUCAUCAUAAUAAGCUACAUGAUCGUUAUCAACAUGUACAUAGCUAUUAUCCUCGAGAAUUUCAACCAAGCCCACCAGGAAGAAGAAAUUGGUAUCGUUGAAGAUGACCUUGAAAUGUUUUACAUUAGAUGGUCCAAAUACGACCCACAUGCGACUCAGUUCAUCAGUUUUGCUCAGCUAUCCGAGUUCAUAGCCUCCUUAGACCCACCUUUGGGCAUCUCAAAGCCCAACACCGUAGCUUUAGUCAGUUUUAAUCUCCCUAUAGCUAGAGGGAAUAAGAUACAUUGUUUAGAUAUCUUGCAUGCACUGGUGAAACACGUUUUGGGUCACGUUGAAGAAACUGAAACCUUCAGGCAAUUGCAAGAGCAGAUGGAUAUCAAAUUCAAGAAGCAAUUUCCGACGAGAAAGGAACUGGAAAUCGUCUCUUCAACUAGGAUAUGGAAGAGGGAAGAUAAGGCUGCGAGGACUAUACAGCGUGCUUGGAGAGAAUACGUCAAGCGUAAAAACCGCAGUCCGUCUGUUGAAGAGGAAAGCACGAAAUGGUCUCCGGGAGGAGGCUGGGGCGGUCGCCUCAGUGCUUUGCUGCACGUGAGAAGAGGAUCGCAUGCGUCAAGUCGGAAAUCUUCAAGGGCUUCCGAAGCAUCAGACAUAAGCGAAUUGGGAGGGGCCUGGUUAAAUUUACCACUCCUCUUGUUGCCUGGUGCCACGCCGGCUGAACAGAUGGCGGCCUGUUCAGAAUCAGCACCAACCAGACGUAGGUCGGCAUACGGUUUGCCUAUUUUCCUUCGUCACCAAGACGCAAUGGAUGAAGAUGUCGGCCCCAAACGCGCAGGAAUUCGUUCCCUUCGUCUGAGCUCAAGAAGAAACUCGGCUCGGCGACCAACGCCUCCCGCCCGCGCCCGCACUCCUUCCCCGCACGCAAAUAACAGCGAAGUUAGCAUCCUCGUUACUGAAGCAUCACCGGACGCAGCCCCGGUUCCGGCAGCGCCGCCAACCGUAGUACGAGUCCUCGUGCACAGAGAGAGUGACGAGCAACCCAGCUGAUCCACGCCCGACGAGCCGAACGCGGCUCCCGACUUUUCAAAUUAAGAACAAUGCAACGUUCUCGAAAUUUCGAUCGUUGUCGCUUGUGAGUGUAUAUAUAUUGUGUUCGCACACGGACGAGUGCAUUGUGAUCUGUGGUGUUCGGUUGUAUUGUAGUCUCAAAACCGUAAACCCGAAAAUACGGAGAUCGAUACAAUAAAAUGUAAUCCGACAUAAAACACAGUUCCGAUUUACGCAAUUUUAUCGUUGCUCAAAAGUUAUUUUGUUUAACGCAAUACAAAAAACGUUAAAUGUUAAUAAUUUAAUUAAUAAACAUAAUGUGUUAUAAGAUGUUUGUUAGCAGAAACUUCCAAACUUAUUGCAGAUACAUUUCUUGCAACAUUAUACUUUAUUUUUUUUAAACGUUGUAGGAAUUUAUUGAUGCUAGGUAUUUAACUGCCUCACGCCUUGUGAAAUAUGCUUCUAGCGUUUUUUUUGUCAUUAUAAUGCAAUCCAGAUAAACAAAGAAUUAUAUUGGUAGAUAGUAUAAACGACUAUUUUAAAGCUGUGACAGAUGUACACACUAUAUAAUCUUCAAUGCACAGAUUGAAAAUUUUACGAAAAAAAAAUCUUAUUAAAUUACGAUGCUUAGUUUAGGUAAACUGACUCCAAAUAUUAAACUAAUAUUUCGUAUGUAUAUUAGUUUAUUCAUAAACAAAAAAUAAACAACAAAUAAAUAAUAUUUACCAGAGGGCGAGCCUGAUUAUAGGUUUCGUCUUUUUUUUUCAUUCGAAUUUCGCGCAAAAGCUUUUAUUAAUUUUGAUCAAGUUUUUGGUAUAGAAUUUAUGUUUAGUACCGUGUUGUUUCUACGCUGUCGGAAGACCGAGAUAUAAGAAGAUAGAGCCACAUUUUUUCAAAACCAGAGU